AUGACAGAAACAACUACCCCCGCUACCCCCAACAAGUUCAUUACCGUCUUCUGUGGUGCUUCGCCUGGUCGCGAUCCCGAGUACGUCGAAAUGGCCAAGGAUCUUGGACGUGAGAUGCUCAAGAGAAACUAUGGUCUCGUCUAUGGCGGUGGAUCAUAUGGAUUGAUGGGUGCCAUUGCUCAGACCAUCCACGAAGGUGGUGGAAAGGUCAUUGGUGUCAUCCCCGAAGCCCUCAAGAAGAUUGAGCGUCCAGAGCUCGGAGGCGAUGUCAAGAACGACCAAGUGUUUGGCGAAGAGAUUGUCGUCAAGGAUAUGCAUACCAGAAAGGCGCUGAUGAACAAGCUGUGCGACGGAUUCAUCACAAUGCCUGGUGGUUAUGGAACCAUGGAGGAGCUCCUCGAGAUCACCACUUGGUCUCAGCUGAGCAUCCACACCAAGCCCGUCAUGCUCUUCAACAUGAAGGGCUACUUCGAGUACCUCCUCAAGUUUAUCGAACACUCCAUCGAAGAGAAAUUUGUUGUCGAAUGGAGCGCAGGUGUUAUGGUCGCAGGAUCGACUGCACAGGAGGUUCUUGAUAAGUUUGAGGUUUACAAGCCCCCCAAGUCCCGCUUCGAGCUCAAGUGGAACGACGUCGAGACGAGCCAGAACUUUGUGUAG
Linnemannia hyalina is the source of this 657-nucleotide messenger RNA. Lineage: Eukaryota; Fungi; Mortierellomycota; Mortierellomycetes; Mortierellales; Mortierellaceae. The record is from the annotation of a GenBank genome assembly.